CGUGUCGGCAGUCCAGUCCAGGCCGUCCACAUCACGCCGCAAUGGAGCCAAAGGCGGCGCCCAAGGCACCGGAGGCGAAGGCGUCGCUGAAGCUUCCCACGCCGGGCCUCUCGCCGAAAGCCAGCCCGUUGGGCAAGCUGCAAGUCCCUGGCGCGGCCUCGCCCUCGCGCCUCUCCACGUCUUCCACCUCCUCAGCAUGGAAAGGCGUGCGCGGCUCCAUGUUCCUGGGAGGCCUGGGCCGCAGCAACUUCUUCACGGAGAAGCAGGCGCUGGUCAUCAGCUUCGGCCAGGCCUAUACCAAGGUGGGCCUGGCGGGCGAGAGCCGGCCCCGUGCCAUCUUCCGCACCCCGGAGCUCCGCGGCCGCGAAAGGAAGGACAGCGAGGCGGACGCUGAGGUCACCCUGCCAGUGCCGCAAGAGGAAUGGGUACAGAUCCUGGACGGCUUGCUGAACAGGAUCUUCUUCCAGUACCUUCACCUCAGCCCCAAAGACCGGCGGAUCAUCGUGUGCGAGUCCGUGUAUUCAUCCACUCAGUUCAGGAAAGCGCUGGCUUUUGUACUCUUCAAGCUCUUCUCGGCCCCAUCGGUGUGCUUCGUGCUGGAGCUGGUCUUACCGCUCUACCUGACGGGUCUCCACUCGGGCUUGGUGGUGGAUUUGGGCUACGACGCCGCGCGGGUGCUGCCCACCUUCGCCGGGGUGCCUCUGCUCUCGGCCUACUCCGCGGCGGCCUGCGGGGUGCGCCGGGUCCUCCAGGGGAUCAAAGGGGCGCUGGGCUCGUUGAGCUCGGAGGAGCGGAAGGCGCUAGAGGAUGAGACGGUCCUGGAGGAUGUCUUGGUUUGCGCCUGCUACGUGAGCUGCGACUUCCCCGAGGACAGCGAAUUUGCUGCAAGCUCCUUCAGAACCGACAAGGACGCGGAGGUCCGCCUGGUUGGCCGGGACCACGGCCUCAGGGUACCUGCCGCCUGCCGCGACAUCGGGCUCUUCUUCAAGUCGGACAAAGACGCAACCCGAGAGGACGGCUGCGAGUGCGAGACGCUGCCCGAGGCCUUUGUGCGGGCUUUGGAGCUGAGCCCAGUGGAUCUCCGGAGCCAACUGGUGCAGAACAUCGUGGUGUGCGGAGGCGCGGCCAACUUGCGGGGCUUGUUGCCCCGCCUCGCCCUGGAGCUGCAGAAGGCCCUGGAGGACCACAAGGCCUUGGGCGCUUUGGCGGAGAAGCUGCGCUUCACUCCGGUGGAGUUCGCCCCCGUGAGCGCCGCCUGGACCGGGGGCGCCAUCUUCGGGGCCCUCGAGGGGGUCGCGGACUACAGUGCCGAGGAUUUCCACAAGGGCGAGCCAUUGCCCGACUGGCUGCGGAGUGGCUUCCUCUGA
This is a messenger RNA of Effrenium voratum, 1367 nucleotides long. Lineage: Eukaryota; Dinophyceae; Suessiales; Symbiodiniaceae. The record is from the annotation of a GenBank genome assembly.